Messenger RNA from Asterias rubens (European starfish), 1837 nucleotides. Its product is annotated as aspartate--tRNA ligase, cytoplasmic-like. The transcript is spliced from 14 exons. Lineage: Eukaryota; Metazoa; Echinodermata; Asteroidea; Forcipulatida; Asteriidae. Gene Ontology annotation, molecular function: ATP binding; RNA binding; aspartate-tRNA ligase activity. Gene Ontology annotation, cellular component: aminoacyl-tRNA synthetase multienzyme complex; cytosol; cytoplasm. Gene Ontology annotation, biological process: aspartyl-tRNA aminoacylation. Bases 98 to 1693 code for a protein of 531 amino acids. The record is from RefSeq and is a predicted model, not a curated record.
UCUGGCUUCCGGGGUUGUCCCACCGCAAAAAGUUCUUCUCUAGAAUUCUUCCGAUCAGGAACAUCAGACCUUUGAUUCCGAAGAGUCAGGAAACAACAUGGCUGAUGCAAAUGCAAACGCAGACCCGUCAGGGGAAGGAGUUAUUUCCAAGAAAGCUUUGAAGAAACAGCAGAAGGAAGCAGAAAAAGCAGCAAAGAAAGCUGAACGGCAGGCACAAAAGGCAUCAGAAGCGGAUGUUGUCGAAGAAGAUGACUAUGCAAAAGACCGAUAUGGCAUUCCAAGAAUGGUGCAGUCCCAUGAGAAACCAGAUCGUAAGCUGGUGAAGGUUGAUACUUUGACCUCUGCCCUCGCUGAUCAGACUGUUUGGAUACGUGCAAGGCUACAUACUUCCCGCGGCAAAGGCAAGCAGUGUUUUGUGGUCUUACGUCAGCAGCAAUUUACCAUACAGGGUAUCCUUAAUGUCAAUGACACCAUAAGCAAAGCAAUGGUCAAGUUUACCUGUGGUGUAUCCAAGGAGUCCAUCGUGGAUGUUGAAGGUACUGUUGCAGUUGUAGGCCAAAAGAUUGAGAGCUGCACGCAGCAAGAUGUAGAGCUACGUAUCCAGAGGUUUUACGUCAUCAGCCAAUCUCUUCCCCGCCUCCCUUUGCAAAUUGAAGAUGCUUCUCGCCCCAAGGGGGAUGAGGAAGAAGGAGGCCAAGCACCUACGGUCAACCAAGACACCAGGCUGGACAAUCGUAUACUGGACCUAAGGACCCCAACCAACCAGGCUAUUUUCCGUCUUGAAGGAGGCGUCUGUCAACUAUUCAGGGACUCCCUCAGAAAGCGUGACUUUGUUGAGAUCCACACCCCCAAGAUUAUAUCUGCCGCUAGUGAGGGUGGAGCCAAUGUAUUCACAGUGUCUUACUUCAAGACCAAUGCGUUCCUUGCUCAGUCUCCUCAGCUGUACAAGCAGAUGGCAAUCUCAGCCGAUUUUAACAAAGUCUUCACUGUCGGAGCAGUGUUCCGCGCGGAGGAUUCCAACACCCAUCGUCAUCUGACUGAGUUUGUUGGUCUGGAUCUGGAGAUGGCAUUUGACUAUCACUACCAUGAGGUACUUGACGUUAUCGGUGGAAUGUUUAACGAUAUCUUCCGCGGCCUUCGUGAUCUGUUUGCCACUGAGAUCGCUACUGUCAACAAGCAGUUCCCUGCGGAGCCAUUUAAAUUUCUAGAUCCACCACUGCGUCUUGAGUACCUUGAAGGGGUCAAGAUGCUGAAGGAGGCAGGAGUUGAGAUGGGGGAGGAAGACGAUCUGAGUACUCCAAAUGAGAAGCUCUUGGGGCGUCUAGUCAGGGCUAAGUACGACACUGAUUUCUACAUACUGGACAAAUAUCCACUGGCUGUUCGACCGUUCUACACCAUGCCUGACCCUACUAACCCUAAAUAUUCCAACUCCUAUGAUAUGUUUAUGAGGGGAGAGGAAAUCCUGUCUGGAGCUCAGCGAAUUCACGAUCCGGAAUAUCUAUCCGAGAGGGCCAAGCAUCAUGAGAUAGAUUUGGAGACCAUCAAAUCCUACAUUGACUCCUUCCGUUUCGGAGCGCCCCCACAUGGCGGGGGUGGCAUCGGUAUGGAACGCGUCUGUAUGCUGUACCUUGGCUUGGACAACAUACGCAAGACUUCCCUGUUUCCUCGUGACCCCAAAAGGUUGACCCCAUAGGGCGUACUAAUAUGCACUGCACGUACAGUGAUAUGCAUCUAUCAUGCAGCCACCUGUGUCUUGUUCCUGGUAUUGACCCCUUGCACGCACGUCACACGCGGCCACUGUGCCACGCUCACCAUACUGGUGGCCAAUAGGUUUACA